Molecule: messenger RNA, 1937 nt
Organism: Gavialis gangeticus (Gharial)
Lineage: Eukaryota; Metazoa; Chordata; Crocodylia; Gavialidae
Product: KIAA2013 ortholog
Exons: 3
Source: RefSeq, a predicted model, not a curated record
CGCCUGGCCGCCUUCGAGGCUGCCCGCUCGGGCGCGCGCUGGGCCACCAGCAGCCUGGAGAAGGCGGGCGACCGGCAGUUUGUGCUGUCCUCGGCCCGGGUGCCGCUGCCUGGUAGCCCCAAGGUGGUGGCGCUGGCUGUGGCGGCGCAGAAGCUGCCGAGCCGCGUGCAGGUGGCGCCCCGGUCACACUUCGAGGAGACGCUGCUGUCGGUGGUGCAUGUGUCUGAGCCCCUUGAGCCCUCGCGGCUGGAUGAGGCCCUGAGCCAGCUCUGGGAGGCGGCUAAGAAGGAGAUGCUGGAGGUGAUGGAGGUGGGUGCGGAUGAGCUGCUCCGGGAGCACCGGCAGACUUGGGCCGACCUCUUCAUCUCAGGGAUCGAAAUGAGAAAGAUCACGGAUUCCCGGACGCCAUCCAGUGAGACAGUCAACAUGACUCUCUAUUAUGUUCUGUCCUGCAUGCCAGCUCCUCUGUUGGACCCACUCAUUAGUGGUGAAGACAGGGAAAAAAUGGAAGCCAGCUUGAACUAUGCCGACCACUGCUUCAGUGGCCAUGCAACUAUGCAUGCAGAGAACUUGUGGCCAGAGACUCUGACCAGUGUUCCCCAGAUCCUGCAGCUUUUGGACUUGUGGAAACUGACACUUCAGAAACGAGGAUGCAAGGGCCUUGUGGCAGCUGGGGUCCAUGGGCUCAUGCAAGGGAUGGUGCUUAGCUUUGGGGGCUUGCAGUUCACUGAAAACCAUCUCCAGUUCCAAGCUGACCCUGAUGUGCUUCACAACAGCUACUCCCUGCGUGGGAUCCAUUACAACAAGGACCUGAUCAACCUGGCAGUGCUGCUUGAUCCAGAAGGCAAACCCUUCCUGCAUGUGUCAGUGAAGUUCCAGGACAAGCCUGUUAAGCUAUAUGCGUGUGAAGCAGGCUGCCUGAACGAGCCUGUGGAGCUGACCUCUGAGCUGCGGGGUCACACCUUCCCUGUCAUGGUGACUCAGCCUCUCACCCCAUUGCUUUACAUCUCUACAGAUUUGACCCACUUGCAGGACCUGCGACACACGCUCCAUCUCAAAGCCAUUUUAGCCCAUGAAGAGCACAUGGCCAAGCAGUACCCAGGCUUGCCCUUCCUGUUCUGGUUCAGUGUGGCCUCUUUAAUCACGCUCUUCCAUCUGUUUCUGUUCAAACUCAUCUACAAUGAGUACUGUGGGCCAGGAGCCAAGCCACUCUUCAGGAGUAAGGAAGAUCCCAGUGUCUGAAUGCGCAAACUAACAGUCUUGCUUUCAGCCUCCAUUUGCAAAAGACUGCUAACAUCUGACAGUUCUGCAGCUGGGAACAAGGACCUUUUGAAAGCAACAAUCCUUUUGUGCCUUGUUUAGAGGGGAACUGGGGACUUGGAAAGUGAGGUUUUUCAAGAGUUUACACUAGAAAUUCAAGUCACUGGGUUGUCUCUUUUUUUCCCCAUGUAAGCUAUUCAGUUCUGUAAGACUGUUCAUACUUGAAAAUAUACAGAGUUCUUUGAUAAUUUGAUUUUGAUUUUAUUUUUUUAAAAUUUUAACAGGAAAAUAAAGAAUGAGAAUUCCCUUCCAAGAGUUACCUAGGUUGCUCUGUAGUGUCACUUCUUUUCUGGAAUGCUUUUUUUUUAAUUUAUUGGGUGGGGAUGGGAAUGGGACAUGGUGUUUGCAUCUAAUUUUGAUAGCAAGUAGAUACAGUUUAACUGAGUUAAGUGCUGGUAACAGGUUUUUUAGCAUUCAUGAGGGUAGAGUGCAAAAUCAAUAUGUGGUUUGAAGUCUGGUAAUGCCAACCUAUCAGUUUCCUACUCUGAACAUCUUGAGACUGUAUUGGUAUGUUUUGGCUGUUAAGGAGGCAUCCUACUUUCUAGUGAUUUGAAAAUUAUUUGGUUUUAAAAUACCAAAGCUGUUGUUUUUAAAUAAAUACUUUUCUGUCUACAGUA